GGAGGCGGGCGGCCGCGGCUCGUCAGAGACCGAGGUAGAGAAGGGUGAGGAGGGGAGCGGCCAAAGUGGAGAGGGUUCCGCAGCAGCUAGAGCAUGCUCUCCAUGCAACAGUUCCCUGCCCUGCCUGCGGAGGAGGAGCGCUACCGGCAGGUUCUCUCCGCCAGCCGGGUCUUAGGAACAGAUGAGCAUAAUAUGGGGGAUGGUUGCUCUCAGAAACUGGCUUCUGCCAAGUUCCUUCGACUUUUGCUCCUAAUACUGAUUCCGUGCAUCUGUGCCCUUAUCCUUUUGUUGGUGAUCCUGCUUACCUUUGUAGGGGUGUUAGAAAAAACAUGCUUUUAUUCAAAUGGAAGCGAGGUCCUCACAGUUAACAGUGACAUUGAAACUUCUGAUGUUCUUUUGCCAAACAUGGUUGAAAACAGUUCCAAGAUUGAGCCCACAAUGGAUCUCGGCACACUGCCCUCUUCCUGGACCACUGCGCCUUUAUCUCACAUUGACCAAAUAAACAAGAACUCAAAUAUAUUUAGAGAGACUUUCCAGGAAAAUUCAUUUGCUCUCACAAGUCAAGCCACAGUACUCAAUCCUCACCCUACGUAUGAUGCUGCUUUGGCAGAAGGCUCUGAAGACAGCACCCAGCUGUUUGCCACUGCAAAGGAGGUGACUUUGUGGUCUGCAGAUGCAUCCUUUAACAACACAGAGAGGAUGACCACUCUGCCAGUAUUAGGUCCUACCCGUCCAUCUGUGUCACAAAAAAUGGAUCGGAAAAAAAGUGCCUGCAUAAAUAUCACCAACAGCCAGUGCCAAAUGCUGCCAUAUAACUACACCACUAUAACUUCAGUUCUUUCUAUUGUCAAAAGUAUUGAAAUGGAAAAGUUCCUGAAGUUCUUCAGUUAUCUCAAUCGUCUCAGCUGCUAUCAACACAUCAUGCUGUUUGGCUGCAGUCUUGCUCUUCCUGAAUGCAUCAGUGACGGUGAUGACAGUCGAGGCCUCUUGCCCUGCAGGACAUUUUGUGAGGCAGCAAAAGAAGGCUGUGAACCAGUACUGGGUAUGGUAAAUGCUUCUUGGCCAGAAUUCCUGAAGUGCUCUCAAUUCCAAAAUGAAACUGAAAAUGACACCACUACAAGGGUAUGCUUCUCACCACACCAAGAAAAAGGAAAGCAGUCACUGUGCGGAGGAGAGGAGAGUUUCUUGUGUGCCAGUGGGAUCUGCAUCCCAGGGAAACUGCAGUGUAAUGGCUACAAUGACUGUGAUGAUUGGAGUGAUGAGGUCCAUUGCAACUGCAGUCAUGAUGUAUUUCGUUGUAACACGGGAAAAUGCCUAAAUUAUACCUUUGUUUGUGAUGGAUAUGAUGACUGUGGAGACCUUAGCGAUGAACAGAACUGUGAUUGUAACCCAGUGACGCAUCAUCAGUGUGGAGAUGGGAGAUGUAUAACAGCUGAUUGGGUAUGUGAUGGUGACCAUGACUGUAUAGACAAAUCAGAUGAAAUCAAUUGCUCAUGUCAUAGUCAGGGUCUGGUGGAGUGCAGAAAUGGGCAGUGCAUUCCUAGUGCAUUCCAGUGUGAUGGAGAUAAUGACUGUAAAGAUGGAAGUGAUGAAGAAAACUGCAGUGAAAGUCAAACCCUCUGUCAGGAGGGAGACCAGAGAUGUACUUCCUGUCCUGAUCCCUGUGGAACUUCCCUCUGUGAGAUGAGAAACAGCCAGACAAACUGCAGUCAGUGUGAACCAAUUACUCUGGAACUCUGUAUGAACUUGCCUUACAACUACACUUAUUACCCAAACUACCUGGGCCACAGGACACAGAAGGAAGCCUCUAUCAGCUGGGAGUCUUCUCUUUUCCCAGCCUUGGUUCAGACCAACUGCUACAAGUACCUUAUGUUUUUUGCCUGUACGAUCUUAGUACCAAAAUGUGACCCCCAUACAAAUCAGCGGAUCCCACCUUGCAGGACAUUAUGUGUACAGUCUAAGGAACGCUGUGAGUCUGUGCUUGGGAUUGUAGGUCUGCAGUGGCCAGAAGAUACUGACUGCACUCAAUUUCCAGAUGAGAACUCAGACAAUCAAACUUGUCUAACACCGGAUGAAGAUGUAGAAGAAUGCUCACCCAGUCACUUCAAGUGCCGUUCUGGGAGGUGUGUCCUGGCAUCCAGAAGAUGUGAUGGUCAAGCUGACUGUGAGGAUGAUAGUGAUGAGGACAGCUGUGGUUGUAGAGAAAGGGGUCUUUGGGAGUGCCCUUUGAAGAAGCUGUGCAUCAAACACACUAUGAUCUGUGAUGGUUUUCCAGACUGCCCUGACAUGAUGGAUGAAAAGAACUGCUCAUUUUGUGAAGAGAGUGAACUUGAAUGUGCCAACCAUGAAUGUGUGCCACGUGAGCUCUGGUGUGAUGGGCAAGCAGACUGCAGUGACAGCUCAGAUGAAUGGGACUGUGUUACCCUGUCUAAAAACAUGAGUUCCUUGACAUUCCUGACCAUUCACAGGUCAGCUGCUGAUAACCAUGUUUGUGCUGAUGAGUGGCAAGAAAAUUUAAGCCAACUGGCCUGCAAUCAGAUGGGUUUAGGAGGACCAUCCAAAACAGAAAUUGUAAUAGAGAAUGAGGAAAUGCAGCAUCAAAAGUGGCUGAAUCUGCACUCAGACUGGAAGAAUAAAAAUGCAUCCACUUUACAUGCACUUCUAGUGAAUGGACAGAUGUGUCGAAGCAGAAGCAAAGUGGCUCUCUUUUGCACUAAAGAAGACUGCGGCCGUCGCCCAGCUGCUCGCAUGAACAAGAGGAUCCUUGGUGGUAGGACCAGUCGCCCAGGCCGAUGGCCAUGGCAGUGCUCCCUGCAGAGUGAGCCAAGUGGACACAUAUGUGGCUGUGUUUUGAUUGCGAAGAGAUGGGUCUUGACAGUAGCACACUGCUUUGAAGGGAGAGAAAAUGCAGCUGUUUGGCAAGUAGUGUUUGGGAUUAGCAAUCUUGAUCACCCAUCAGGCUUCAUGCAGACCCGACUAGUGAAGACCAUUAUCCUUCAUCCACGCUACAACAGAGCAGUUGUAGACUAUGAUAUCAGCAUUGUGGAACUAGACGAGGAUAUCAACGAGACAAGCUAUGUAAGACCUGUCUGUUUGCCCAGCAAGGACCAGUUGGUUCGGCCAGAUACCUACUGCUAUAUCACAGGCUGGGGACACAUGGGCAACAAAAUGCCUUUCAAGCUUCAAGAAGGAGAGGUUCGCAUCAUUCCCUUAGAGCAAUGCCAGUCAUACUUUGACAUGAAAACCAUCACCAGCAGGAUGCUGUGUGCUGGCUAUGAAUCUGGCACUGUGGACUCUUGCAUGGGUGACAGUGGAGGACCGCUUGUGUGUGAGCAACCUGCAGGGCGCUGGACUUUGUUUGGUUUAACAUCUUGGGGCUCUGUCUGCUUUUCCAAGGUUUUGGGACCUGGAGUUUACAGUAAUGUGUCACAUUUUAUUGAGUGGAUUGAAAGACAAAUAUACAUCCACACCUUUCUGCUAAACUAACUCCAGAUGGUAAGAAUUGUGCUGACAGACAAAAGAAAAAAGGAAUCAGCACUUCAACACUGAAGAUUUUGCAAUCCAGAAACUCUGUGAAAAGGAGUUUCAAGCUCUGUCUAUUCUUGUUGUAGAGCUAUGGAAUAUGCAGUGUAUGUUAAUGGUAAACCCUCCGCUGGUGAACAUACUUUGGGGUAGAAUUAAUAAUCCUUUUGACUUUUCUUUUAACUGUGUUGUGGUGCUAUUCCAAACACAGCAAAAGGCAUAAAAGAAAAGAAUCAGCCACUUCCUGCCUUUCAGCUAUUCAAACUAAGCAGUAGCACAGACUAGAAAAACCUUUUUAGAUAACCUGGUUUAAUACCACACAAUUAGUAGCAUAUGCAUUUUCACUCACUACUUGUCAUGAGGAAUGAACUCGGUGCAUUCAGAUGGCACUGACAGGAUGUAUAUUCACAAGGGCAACACCAGGCAUGGCCACACCACGUGCUGGAGGGUGUGGGAGAGAUAACCAGUUUGUAUGUCCAUGUGGCACAGAGUACAUCGAAGUACAUGUGCAGAUCUCCAAACGUGCGUGGCAGUGUGCUGCCGGUGUGCCUGAGCUAACACAGUCUGUUCCUCAGGGUGGCUAACUUGCAUGGGCAUAACCCUGUACCAUCCUGACUCCACAGCUGCUGUUCCCAGAGCUAGCCUGGGUAUCUCUGUGGGGUGAUGGAGGGACCAGUAGGCCAACAGCCCUAUAACUACCACUUGAGGCACCCAAGACCAAAACUUAGUUGUUCAGACACUUUGGACAGUUUCUACCACGUAAUUUUCUGAAGCUUCCAAUGUCUUAAUGUGUCCAGGAAACACCCGUGUCUUGACAGCACUACACUGACUAGCGCAUUUAUCAAACCUAUGGCCCACUGGCUUUUUUCCCUAUUUUGAAUACUAUGUUCAGCCUGUAAAGUGUGCCUUGACCAUCUCCAGCCCUCUAAAAAUGUAACAGGGACAGCAACACCACUGCAGCAGUUCCCCCUCCUACAGUCAGCCACAUCCCAAAUACUAGGAAACUGGGUAUUUUUGGAUAAGUCUCUUCUAGUAUCUUGCAUUGAAAGUUUCAUUUUGCUUAGCAAGAUUCAAACAAUUGGGAGAAAGAAAUCUGAAUGACAGACAACUUGGAUUCCAGCUUCCAUUCAAAUGAGUAUUAGAAAUAUGUUAAGCAAAGUACAACAGCUUCAUCAGCAAAGGCUCAAAGAGCUCUGCUGAAGUGCUUGGUAGCCUGACAGCGGAGUGCUCUGUGCAGAAGGUAAGAGGCUAAGCCUUGACUCCAAGAGAAUCCGGUUUAAAAAAAAUUAUAAUGGAGCUUGGCACCUCUUUAUGGUGCUAGAGGGGAGGUGUGUCUCAUCAGCUGCUGUACAUGCUGUCCUGCGCAGCUCACAGCUUUUGGGAAGCCCAAGUAGGAGGAGUCAGGAACCUGAGGAUUACAGGAUCAAUUUCACCAGAGAGCAAUGCAGUUAAAAAUUUGUGUGUUUUCAGUGCUGUGCCUGGUCCCCUGUGAAUCCAGCCUAAGGCAUAUAAUUACCCUCUCUGCUACCUCUGGCGUGCUCUCAUGACAACAGGGCAGGACCUUGACAAUAACAUGACUGCUAUAUGUGGAAACAUGCAUUAAAAGAGCUAACUAAGGGACAUUUCAGGUACUAUUAAUCAUGUUACAACUAAUCUACAUAGAUCUGACUAUUGCUUUAGUGAAGGUUUACCUCUUAUUUCCAUAUCUUCUCCUUUAAUAUGCCUAAUGCUAGACAUACUAGACAGCGCUCUAGACACCAUUAUUAAUAAAUAUUCAAUAUUUAUGUUACGGAUUCUGAAACUCUAUUUAAGUGAGUAUUGUAUCACUGUUUCAUGCUCAGAAAGAAAACCCUUCUAGGCUUCGCUAGGUUUGGGUUUGGUUUUUUUUAUAUAUUAAAGAUUUUGUUUUUACUAUAACCUAUAAAUGCUCUUCUUCCCCCAGCUAUAAAUGAGAGAAAGCAGCUGUGGCCACGUUUUACCAGUGCAAGCAGAUUACAGAUGAAGCAGGUUAUUGAUGCCCUUGCCUCAAAGAUACAGAAGCUGGAGCUCUCAGUCCCCCACUUCAGCUUUUCUCUGGGGCCAGGAUCUCUGCAGCUGUAGGGUGGCACCGUUCAAAGUCCUGAAGCCAAUUACGAAAAGUUACCGGAGCAGGGGGCCCAGGGGCUGUCAGAGCCAGCCCACCCCACUGUCCAUCUGACGUGUCUGGUGACAGGCAGGUUUCAGUGAGGUCUGUUUUCCAGAAGUAAAAACAAAGAGGUGCUGUUGUAAAAUGAACAGUCCAGCCUGAUAUUACUCUACCAGAUGAAGUGGUUAGCAGCUUUGAAUUUUGUAAAGCACUGGCGUACAUAUAAUCAUUUAAUGUAGAUAUUAGCAUUACCAAAUGAUAUGUUAUUACACAUUUUAAUUAACUGGGUUUGGCCUGCCACCAGUUUCCAAGCAGUCCCUCCCAGGAAAUGAGGGAGAGUCCUGCUUAAACAUAUGGUCCAGCCCCCUACUGUAUGGGAUCAGUCCUGGAAGAAAUUACAGGCUGAGCCCUAUCCCAAACGGCUUUAGGAGGGAGCAGUUGGGUCCUUUCCUUCCCCACAACUGUCUGACACAACAUUCCAUGUAAAGAGGAAAUUUGUAAUUUUAUAAAUGUAUUUUUAUACUGCCUUUUUUAUGUGCGCACAAGAAAUAGGCAAACAUACUCCUUCUACUGUAUCAAGCCUUUCCCUGUGUGCUGACAUAACGGCUAUGAUCACAAUUAACACCAUUUCUCUUACAAGUUUAGCCUCACUGUAAGGUAACAAUUGUUGGUUUUACUUCUACCACAGCUGUAGCUCCAAAUGGAAGCAAUGUCACACAGUCAAGCAGAUGUAUUUCUUUCUAGCUGUACUAAUAAAAAUCUACAAUCAUUUUCCAAGUAA
Messenger RNA from Harpia harpyja (harpy eagle), 6428 nucleotides. RefSeq names its product corin, serine peptidase (gene CORIN). Gene Ontology annotation, cellular component: membrane. Gene Ontology annotation, biological process: regulation of blood pressure; peptide hormone processing; acrosome reaction. Bases 94 to 3486 code for a protein of 1130 amino acids. The record is from RefSeq and is a predicted model, not a curated record. Gene Ontology annotation, molecular function: serine-type endopeptidase activity; protein binding. Lineage: Eukaryota; Metazoa; Chordata; Aves; Accipitriformes; Accipitridae. The transcript is spliced from 22 exons.